Microstroma glucosiphilum is the source of this 2136-nucleotide messenger RNA. RefSeq lists its product as hypothetical. NCBI's taxonomy places the organism in Eukaryota, Fungi, Basidiomycota, Exobasidiomycetes, Microstromatales, Microstromataceae. The transcript is spliced from 4 exons. Bases 1 to 2136 code for a protein of 711 amino acids. The record is from RefSeq and is a predicted model, not a curated record.
AUGUCGACCAACAUCUUCUCCAACUACCACCGAAGCCUCUUGGCCAAGGCUCAGACCGAGUCGACCCACUACGUCUCCAUGGGCGGCGCCUACGACCACAACGAAGGCCAUGAGCUCCCCUCCAAGGGUGCUGGUGUUCCCCGUUACCCUGGCCGUAGGUACGUCGACCAGAAGGACCGAAAGGCUUCCGUGAGCGUGCCCAAGAGGCCUCUCGAGCUGGUGGCUUCCAAGGAGGUCGCCUCCAAGGUUGGAUCGGACAAGAUCAGCGCCGUAUACGACGAGGUUGCCCUCCAGAUCCAGAACCAGAAAGCCGUAAAGCGAUCCGCCGAGGAGAAGGAGCGUGCCGAGGCGUACAGGGCUCUGCUGUUCAAGAAGAGUGGUGAGUCGAAGCCAGUGAGCGGUGCAAAGAAGCUCACCACGAUUCAGCCCAAGAAGACGAAGACUGCUAUGAUUACCCCCCUCAAGAAGGCGGUGCCCUCCUCCUCUUCCGUCCUGGCUACCAACUGGACCAACGACGAGCUGCUCAAGAUCCUCAAGGAUGCCGGUGUCCAGGAGCCCAUGACUCCUAUCACUGCCGCCUUUGUCAAGACUAUGGCCAAGCCCAAGCCUGCUCCUGCCGCUGCACCCGUUCAGGAGAUGCCCCUCUCUCCCAUUUCGGCUGCUCUGGCUGGCAAGACUUUCAAGUCGAAGGCAAAGCCCGCACCCGCCGCGGCACCCGUCAAGGCACCCGUCAAGGAGGCCAACUGGUCGCCCAUCUCUGCCGCCAUGCUCAAGAGCUGGCCCCAGCCCAAGCCUGCUACCGCUACCGCAAGUGCCGCACGACUGCAGAAAGCCGAGACUCCCGUCAAGAAGCAGAUUGCCAAGAACUCUGACUUCACGAUGGUCCUUCGAUCUGCCAGCCCCAAGAAGGUCGCACCCGAGGCACCCAUGACUCCUACGAGGAAUGUGACGAUCCGCAAGCGUGCUACCAAGUCGAUCAAGGUGAAGAUGCCCGCAUCCACUACUCCUCCUGCUACUCCCCCUCGCAGGUCGGCUAUCGCUGCCGUCGCUCCUCUUACGAUCAAGGCCGCCUUGGCACAGACCCCUGCACCCAAGACUCCCGGUGCCACACAGGCUGAGCUCGACGCUGCCCUGCAAGCCUUCGAGGUUAACCCUUACGACCUGCCCAAGCUCACCGACGAUGAGUACGAGCGAAGGAGGACCUUCCCCGACCAGGAAUUCCCCAUGUUCCGUGUCAUCCUUGCCACUCCUACCAAGGAGGAGCUCGAGGCACGUGCACGAGGCCCUGUCGACCCUGAUGAGUCCAUCGAUGACGAGGAUGCACCUCAGUCCAUCGACACCUACGACUACAGUAUUCUGGGUCCUCACUCUGCCAUUCUCAAGAGCUCGAUCAAGAAGCCUCGCACCAGCGCUCGCUUCCAGCGUCAAGAGCCCUCGAUGAGCACCUUGCUAGCCAUCGUUCCGGAGCACGAAGUCAAGGCCACCCUGGAGGAAUACGGGCUUACGGAAGAGGACCUUCUCCCCAAGACACCCGCCAAGGCUCAGCCUCUGACCGACAAGGCUUCGACCCCUGUGCUGGCUAGCGCUCGCACCAAAGCUCGCUUCACGAGUUCAAAGGACUUUGCGGCUCGCCGUAGCGCAAGGCUUCAGGGCAAGAACGAGAAGGCACCAGCAGAGGGCAAGGAGAACCUGCCGGACCGCACCUUCGACGGCACCGCUCCACGUCAAGACUAUGGUCAAACGGUGGCACCGACGAAUGUUUUGGGGAGCAACCUCCACCUUCGCAAGUCCUUGCCCUGGCACCGAUGGUUUCCUCCAGCCCUCAUGUGCGUCAGACUGGGCGGCGCCACUGGUUACUUUGGUCAUCUCUCAGCACCAUCAACCUUUAGGGGCAGCACCGAUGUGCCGCAAGAUGUGCAGAACUGCGACGGUGCUCGGGCACCCUCGGCACCAUCAAGCAAGGGUCUCAAGGUGAAGACAAGGAUCACGGCGACGCAAGCCUUCAAGACGGCAAGAUACUACGACACGGCACCGAACGGCACCGGACGGCACGGCACCGAGGAUUCGAGCAAGACACCCAAGGCAGCAAGGUUCACUCUGUUCUUCAACGUCAAGCUCGGCACCGUCGGGGGAUAG